Molecule: messenger RNA, 918 nt
Organism: Penicillium chermesinum
Lineage: Eukaryota; Fungi; Ascomycota; Eurotiomycetes; Eurotiales; Aspergillaceae
Product: BAR domain-containing protein
Exons: 5
Coding region: 1-918 (305 amino acids)
Cellular component (GO): cytoplasm
Molecular function (GO): protein binding
Source: RefSeq, a predicted model, not a curated record
AUGGAUCGAGUGCAGGCAUUCGGAAAGACCUUCAGCGCGAGCUUCACGCCCUUCGCGCAGCGCACCCAGCAGAUGAUUAAGGAGCAACUCGGCCAAGUCGAAGACAAGACCCAGCUCCCCGAUGAAUACAUCGAGCUCGAGAAGCGUGUCGAUGCGCUGAAGCUCGUCCACCAGAAGCUGCUGCAAGUGACCUCGCAGUACUCCAACGAGGCUUACGACUACCCACCCAACAUUCGCGAGUCCUUCAAUGACCUGGGUCGCACCAUCAAUGAGAAGGUCUCCCUCUUGUCCCAGGCCAACUCCCCCGCUGAAGCCCAGGCCGCUCUGACUGCACCCCCAUCCGCCAAACCCCAGCCCAAGACCUUCAACCAUGCCAUCGCGCGCGCUUCGCUUUCCGGAUCGCAGAUCCUAGCGCAGAGCGUUGAGGGCGAGGACCCUCUCGCUACUGCCCUGGAGAAGUACGCUCUCGCCGAGGAAAAGGUCGGCGAGGCCCGCCUGGCCCAGGAUGCUCAGAUCCAGUCUCGUUUCCUGGCUGGCUGGAACACUACUCUCAACACCAACCUGAUGUUCGCUGCCAAGGCGCGCAAGAACGUUGAGAACGCCCGUCUGACUCUUGACUCGAUCAAGGCUAGCAAGAAAGCUGCCGCCCGGGGUGACCUGGACAACCUCAGCGAGGAUGCCCGUGCCGAGAUCGAGCAAGCGGAAGAUGAGUUCGUUGGCCAGACCGAGGAGGCGGUUAGCGUAAUGAAGAACGUCCUUGAUACCCCUGAGCCCCUUCGCAACCUCGCCGACCUUAUCGCCGCCCAGCUCGAGUUCCACAAGAAGGCAUACGAGAUCCUGAGUGAGCUUGCACCAUCCGUCGAUGCACUGCAGGUGGAGCAGGAGGCUAGCUACCGCAAGAGCCGUGAGGGCGCAUAG